Molecule: messenger RNA, 2942 nt
Organism: Bombyx mandarina (wild silkworm)
Lineage: Eukaryota; Metazoa; Arthropoda; Insecta; Lepidoptera; Bombycidae
Cellular component (GO): plasma membrane
Molecular function (GO): protein binding
Source: RefSeq, a predicted model, not a curated record
CCGAGUGGACGUUCGUACCGAUUCAACCUUUAAACCUUCCUCGGUUGUUCGCGUGUUCAUAAUAUUACAAUUUAAACGUGAAAUUACAGGAACCGAUCACAAUCUCAGAUAAAUCGCAUCAAUGUGACUGAGAACAAAGAUGGACCUCAAAUAUCUGAUCCUGAUGAUUGCACUUGCGACUAUAGAAAUAAAUGUAACAGAAAGUAGACAAGAUAAAAGGAGAUGGAAAAAUGAUAAAGGACCGUAUUCUCUUUACGUUAACGUCUGCGAUAUUCAAGAUAGGGCAUCUAAAGUGCACUGCUAUUGCGAGAGCACUGACAUCAAAACCGCGACGAAGGCAGAUUGUUGGGUCUUCAAUGGCGGCAUCGCUGAAGACGACCCCUUUUGGUCAAACUUUUACUCACAGCCGCGAAUUGAGAGACUGACUUUUAACGUGAGAGCAGACGGCGGAUUGACUUACAUACCGGCCAAAGUCAUAGUUAGAUUAGAGAGGCUACAGUACCUGAAUGUGCAGUAUGCCAAUAUCUACAGUAUCCCUUCGUUUGCUUUCACAAACUCGACAACCCUUCGAGAAGUUAUUCUGCCCAAAAACAAAAUAGCGAAGCUCGAAAAGAUGUCAUUCGCUCAUCUCAUAAUGUUAUUAAAUGUUAGCUUAACAGAAAAUCAGAUAUCGGAGUUGAAGCGAGACGUGUUUUAUGUAUUACCAAAUCUCCAAAGGCUGGAACUCACUAAGAAUAUCCUGAGCGUUCUGCAUGACGGAUGCUUCAAACAUCUCAACAAUUUGAUCAAGCUGGAUUUAGACCACAACCUGCUGACGGUCAUCAUCAGAGAGAACUUUCAGGGCUUGUCUAACCUCAUUACACUGAACAUGAGGAACAACAAAUUAACUAUGGUAGGGGACCUCGCCUUCGCCGAACUUUGGAGUCUUCAAGAACUUUACCUGGACGCAAAUGAAAUAGAAUUUAUAUCCGAGAGGGGUUUCGGGGGAUUGACUCAGCUUCGAAAACUUUAUUUAGCCGAUAAUAAGUUGGCGACGUUAGACGAAGGAAUUUUUGGCGAUGUUCAGAAGUUGAACGUUUUGGAUCUGAGGAACAAUAAGUUGGAGACUCUGAAACAGGAGGCCGUUCAAAAUGUUUUAGAAAACAUGAAGUCGAAUUAUGCGGUAAUCUCUCUCGACGGUAACAAAUUGACGUGCGACUGUCGUCUAUCAUGGCUUCUGAAACUGCAAAAUGAAACAAGAAGCAAACGUCUCAGAGCCUCAAUAAACCGUCUCAACUGUGUCGAUGCAAAAAAUAAGAUUACCGCUGAACUUAAAAUUGAAAAUGAUGACAAACUUAAGAUUAAGAAGCAAGGUCCAGAUUAUGAUGAUGACAGUGAUGAAAUUAGCGAUAAGUACUAUGAUGAUGCGAUGCAAGACCAAGAAAAUGAUUCUGGAGAUAGUAAAGUUGAAUACAGGAGGAGACUGACUGAUAUUCCAAAGGAAUUUUUGGCUUGUUCCAAUCGCUUGGUUCACGGCAUCACGUUUUCACCGCCUACCCAAGACGAGGUUAAAUAUUACAAAUCUUCAUCUAGCACGCGGGUUUUGGGCUCAUUUUCUAUUUUAUAUUUUCUGUUUGGAUUCUCGAAAUUAUUUUAGCGUAAUUAAUGUUAGGUAUUAUGAGAAGUUACUUUAUUACUUAUUAGUGGUGGUAGGGCGUCUACUGGGCCCAGCACGGGUAGGUACCAUCGCCCUACCUAUUUACGUUGUUGAUGUCUAUGACAUCCGGUAAGCACUUAACAUCAGGUGGGCCGUGAGUUCGUCCACGCAUCUAAGCAAUUUAAAAAAUAUUUCAGAUUUUAUCUUUCUUAUUGUGCAUCAUUACAUUAGCAAUGGACCUACCUGGUGGUGACUAAUGAGAGCUGUACAAUCGCUCCGGGGUAGAUUUAUAAAUCUCGUUUGAAGGAAGUUCCAUGCCACUUAAGUAAUAUCCCAGAGAAGAGAGCUUCAAUUUGCCUGAUAAAAAUUAUCUCUAAUAAUAUCUCGCAUAAGUAUAUUUCAAUUUAAGCUAUACUCAAAAUUUAUGAUGAGUAAUUAAGUAAUGAUGAGGAAGAUGAGUAGUAUUUCGGGUGAUGCUGUAUAUUUCUGAACGAAAUUCAUUAUAAGCUAUAUGUUUAAAUUGAUACCUUACUGUCCUCAGUUUAGAACGCGUAGUUUUGUCACUUUUAACAAAUUAUCAGCAUAUUUUAAGAAACUAUGUAUGUAAUAUAAGAACGAUGCAUAUAAGAAUGAUGAUUAUUUUCAAUCAUUACACUCACAUUGUUAAUGAUAUAAUAUAGUCCGCCAUCUAAAAACUAUUCAUAAAAUACCCAACAAAUAAGUUAAGUAUUAUUUUAGAUGUCAGUUCAAUACAAUUGGUAAAUUAAUUUGCGUAAUUACUGAUCGUAUUGUGGUAGGUGGUCUUCUAAGUCUGCCGCGUCUAUUUCCGCCGUGAAGCAGGCAUUAUUUCUUCCGCUAUGUACAAGUGAGAUUUCGAACUCUUGUCUCAAGGUGGGUGGUGGUCUUUCCGUUGCUUUAUUUAUAGUUUCAGCAACGACUCAUCAGGUGGGCUCAUUUAAUAACACAAACCCUAAAAAAAUCAUAAUCGUAAGUAAAAUGGACCCAAAGAAGCAUCUGGGUUGAUUUUUCAUCAGAUAAAAGUUAUCGAACAAGAAAGUUAUAUGUAACCUAUAAAAUUCUGUUAAAACAACUGUCUUUCAUUCAUGUUUAGUUUUAUGAAUAUAAAUGAAUAACUUAUUUUACUUUAUAACUUAAUAAAUUAAGAAUUCAACAGACCAAAGUAAAUUAUUAAUUUUUGAGAUUGUAGAAUAAUGUGCAAAAAAUUUUACAAAUAGGAAUUAGUUAGGAACUACUUUAUCUAAAUGUAUUAAUGAAUAUGAGUUUUAUUCCAAAAACGUUGACGACA